Messenger RNA from Phasianus colchicus (ring-necked pheasant), 5042 nucleotides. RefSeq names its product septin 11 (gene SEPTIN11). The record is from RefSeq and is a predicted model, not a curated record. NCBI's taxonomy places the organism in Eukaryota, Metazoa, Chordata, Aves, Galliformes, Phasianidae. Gene Ontology annotation, molecular function: GTP binding.
CCGCCGGGUGGCCAUGUUGCAGCCCCAGCAGCAGGCGGCGGGGAGCGCGGCGAUGGCUGUGGCCGUGGGCAGAGCGGCGAAUGAUGACCUUAGGAACCUGUCCCUGUCUGGCCAUGUGGGCUUUGAUAGCCUCCCUGAUCAGUUGGUUAACAAGUCAACGUCACAGGGCUUCUGCUUCAACAUCCUCUGUGUGGGUGAAACUGGCAUCGGCAAGUCAACAUUGAUGGACACUCUGUUCAAUACAAAGUUUGAAAGUGAGCCUGCUACACACAAUGAGCCUGGUGUGAGAUUGAAAGCCAGGAGUUAUGAGCUCCAGGAGAGUAAUGUCCGUCUGAAGCUGACCAUUGUUGACACGGUUGGAUUUGGAGAUCAAAUUAACAAAGAUGACAGCUACAAGCCCAUAGUAGAGUACAUCGAUGCGCAGUUUGAAGCCUACUUGCAAGAAGAGCUGAAGAUCAAACGAUCCCUGUUCAAUUACCAUGACACCAGAAUUCAUGCCUGCCUGUAUUUCAUUGCACCAACUGGACACUCACUGAAAUCCCUAGACUUGGUCACCAUGAAGAAGCUCGACAGUAAGGUGAACAUCAUCCCCAUCAUUGCCAAGGCUGACACCAUUGCAAAAAACGAGUUGCACAAGUUCAAGAGUAAAAUCAUGAGUGAGCUGGUCAGCAACGGCGUCCAAAUCUACCAGUUCCCAACAGAUGAAGAGACAGUGGCUGAGAUCAAUGCCACAAUGAGCGUCCACCUUCCAUUUGCUGUAGUUGGUAGCACUGAAGAAGUGAAGAUUGGAAACAAGAUGGCAAAAGCCAGGCAGUACCCCUGGGGUGUUGUCCAGGUUGAAAAUGAAAAUCACUGUGACUUUGUGAAGCUGCGGGAGAUGUUGAUCCGAGUGAACAUGGAGGACUUGAGAGAGCAGACACACACACGACACUACGAGCUGUACAGGCGCUGCAAGCUAGAAGAAAUGGGAUUCAAGGACACAGAUCCAGACAGCAAACCUUUCAGUCUCCAGGAGACUUAUGAAGCAAAGAGGAAUGAAUUCCUGGGUGAACUACAGAAGAAGGAGGAUGAAAUGAGGCAGAUGUUCGUCAUGAGAGUGAAGGAAAAGGAAGCAGAAUUGAAAGAAGCUGAGAAAGAUCUUCAUGAAAAGUUUGAUCAUCUAAAGAGGACUCACCAAGAGGAGAAGAAGAAAGUGGAAGAUAAAAAGAAGGAGCUUGAGGAAGAGCUGAACAACUUUCAAAAGAAGAAGGCGGCAGCUCAGCUAUUACAGUCACAGGCUCAGCAGGCAGGUUCUCAACAAACCAAGAAAGACAAGGACAAGAAAAAUGCAAGCUUCACAUAAAGCCUGUCAAGCCAAGGAUGUUCCUGCAUUCAUCUGCUUUUGCAGUAAUGUUUCUGCCAUCUGUUUUUUCUUUUUUUUUUUUUUUUCAUUUUUAACCUGAAUAACUAUUAACUCAUCUAAUAACGUAGUGGGAACAAAAAGGAAGAAGGGUUGCGUGCAGGACUUUGUGCAGCAGGAAACUGAGGGGGGAGGAAGGGAGGGAAACAAAUGAUACUACGCGUUUUUCUGGUCCAUACCAGCAAUAGAAAAUCACUCUUGGCUCAGGUCUGAACUGAGUCAGGGCUGGAGUUUAGUUCUACCUGUAUCCCUUCAGUAGCUAAUGUGUUAGAGCAAAAUGAGCCCUGCUGUUGGGGUGGGAUAAGGGGAGGGGGGUAUCUGUGUGUAGAUAACAAAAGUUUAACUGACCUUGCAUGCUAUUACAUUUGCAUGAUUUUUUAUUUUUUUAAAUUAGCUGCUGUUUUUGUUGUCUGACUGGAUAACAUUAGUUGGGCUGGGUUUGUUACCAUGUGCUGGCAUAUUUUUACAGCCACCUUUUCAGGUCAGCGUAGCAGCUCCUUGCUGAAUGUAGUGGUGGGAACUGAGCGGUGCUGCAGGUACCUGGAAAAAGGACCUCUUUUCAUGCUUUCCAUGCAUUGCUUGACAUUGAAACCCAACUUAAAAGAGUGCUGGGUUCUUAGACUAUUAGCAAGAAAUAGCAGCCCCUAAGGAAUCAAAUGCCCAGGCAAGAGAAGGCGUACCCUUCCACAUCCCCCUGCUGCCUUUGGGAGUGUUCCUGCGUACACAUAAAUACAGACCCUGUAGUUGCAGGAUCCAGGUUUCCAUGCUGAGACAAUGCUGUUUUGCCAACCAAAUAGUGGUUAAUGUGAAAGGUGGGAAUUUGGGUCCUCAUCUCUGGAGCUGCACACUCCAGAGCAGAAAACAUGCCAAUUCCGAAACGUUGAUGGAUGACUGCCCCAUUGCCUGAAAAGCAUUAGAAAGUUAAUGCCUCCAACCCCGGGGAGCUUUGCACAACAGCUAACAGCCUGAGAGAAAGGCUUUCUCCAGACAGAUUCAUGUUGAGGAGGGGCCAGAGGUUUGUCACUACCUGCAAGUGACUCAAGAUUCUUGCAGGGAUGGAGAGCAGCCGAGCAGGGAGAUGUGACAUACAAACAAGACACCUCUAGCAUAACCAGGCCUCACUCUGUGGCCAGCAUGGUGUGAAAUCGGUCUGCUUAAUGUCUAUUUUCUAUGCCAUUGCUUUUUGGACAGAAUCUUUCCCUUCCUACCCAAGAAGUGGCGAGCCAUGCUUACACUUUGACUGCUGGAUUUCUUUCUCUUCUGCUGAUGUACUGCCAGCAUUUCCUCUGCUCCUAGCUAGGUAGUCUCCUCUUUCUUUCUUUAAAGCACUCCUAAAAAUAACUCUCUCCACCUGAGUCUCACGCACUGCAGUUCAUUGCUUGCUUCUGGGAUGGAAUUUCUUGCCUCUCUAAAUGUUCAAAAGAAGUCAGAAUUGUCACUUUUUUCUGAAACAAGUCAGAAUCACAUUUUUUGGAGAGUUGGCUGACAAAACGUGUUUGGGAGUUGACUUUAAUUGUUGUUUUUUUUUAAAUCCAUGCUUUUUAACCCUUACCACUUAAACAUGGCUUUGGGAAGAGGAAAUACAAAUGCAGCCUCGUGAACAUGCAGCAAAAAUUGUAGAUGAGUAAGCUGGGAAUAAAAGUCAUUGUCUUUUCUUUUGAUCACACCUCCUGGUCUUAUCAACCAUGAUGUGCUUCCAUCAGGUUAAACACGUUUCUUAGGGAGCUAUUUAGAAAAACAAAACUAUGAUUCUUCUGGCUUCUGGCAAAUUCAAGUUUAAAAUCUUGAGUUAUCAAGGGAGAAAUCUGUUUGCUGGCACGAGCUAUUUAGUCACAUCACACACUCCUGUCUCAAGCCUGAAUGCUCGUGGCAGUGUGCUUUGCUUCAGCUGUCUCUGUGCACGUCCUCUCUUUAAUUACCAGUGCUUUGUGCCAAGUAGAAAACUUAAUUUUACCAUUUAUUUGUCCUGCUUCAUUUGACAGCCUUUCCAAGGGAUGUUGGCAGGGGAAGUCAGCUGAGUCUGGCAGUUUUUGUUGUUUUUGUUUUUAAAAAGAAAGCUGUGGCCAAAUGCAUUAACAUCUUUUUGAUUGGGUUUCUUCCUCCAGUGAGAAGCAGGCUGUUCUGGGGAAACUGGGCUUAAACCAUAACCUUGCUAAAGUGAAAGGUAUUGUUUUGUUUUCUCUGCCCAAGGAGAUGUUAAAAUCUUUUUCUCCUCAGUCCCCCAGGCCAUGUUUAGCUGGUUAUUGCUGCACUUCUUUCUUUUCUUUACUUGCGCCUUUUUUCACAGUAGUCCCUGGUUCUGCAUGGAGUAAGCGAUGCUUUCAGUCUAGCUGGAUAUGCUUUCACCUUGCAUGUAAGUACAGUAGUAAGAGAUGCACCUUUCCACUCACUGCUGAUAUGGGCAAACCAGUUGUGUUUUUCUGGGGUCUUCCUUUAAGUCCACUUACUUACAAGUGGCGUUGUUGAAAACCAUGUAAAAACUUUCUGUAAUAAUCUGCUUUUGCUGAGAUUUUGAAGGAAAAAAAAAGCCAUAGGGAACAUAACAAACAUAACAUCCAGCUGCUGUUGAAUGUCUGAAGUUACCCUGCAUGGCUCUGUGGGUCUGCUGGUGACAGUGGGGACAGCAGCAUGGUUGUGUUGCUCAUGAGGCAUUGCAAAUGUCAGCGUGGUGAAGAAAUGAUGAUCGGUAGCUGCUAACGCUGCACGUCCCUGACACUGAUAUAAACACAGGAAUAGUAUGGAUGAGCAGGAAAGCGUAGGGGCAUUUGUAUUUCUGGGAUGAUGGUGUUCCCCAUGCAGGGAAUGAACCCCAGAGAUGAGAAGGAAACACAAGGCAGGCCACCAAGAGGGCUGUGAUGGCUCUGCAGAGGUGGGCACACGUAUGCCCGGUAGGGCGGGGGUUACCUUUUGGGUAACCUACCCCACACUUCUCUGUGGCCCCAAAACCACCGUACUUGUUGCACUGCGGUGUGUGUGCUUUUGACAGCUUGAAACCCCAUCAAGGAGAUUUGUAUCUCGGUGUCUCUCUCUAAGCAUGCCCUUACCUAACAUGAGCAGUGUUUCUGUGGGUAGUUCUCAUCCCGCUUCUCCUGAGGUGUCCGAGUGCGGAUGGAAAUGUCUUUUUGUGUAUGCCACACCAGGUGUGUCCAUCUGAAACCAGCUACCACUCGCCCUCUGAGAAGUCAGCAGUGCACACUUGACUCUCUGCAAGGGCCCUGGCUGCAUUUGCUGCAUGCCAGAUCCACGUCACUCUUGUUAGCAUGGGACAAUACGAUAUGAAGGGUUUUUUAAUUAACGGAAAAUAAAGCUGUGAACAGCAGUAGAAAUAUUGUAUUUGUAUACAUUUUUAAUAUUCUGAUUGCCUUAAACUAUAGAUGUAGAACUUUAUUACCUUGCUAUUUGAAAAUAACCCAUGUUUGUUACUAAAUAAUUGUGUAACCUACAUACAGUGUUAAUGCAAAUUAUAUGUAUGCAUCUGUUAGAUAUUGUCACUUUAUUUGAUGUUAAAAUAUUUUUUUUUUAAUUACAAAUUGAAUAAUAACCUGGUAGCAUAAGCUCAGUUCUUUCUUGUAUGUGCUUUAGGCUGCGUCCACAAGCAGUGCCAGCACUCGAAGUGGGGAGAGGAAAUAUAUUUUUACCCAAA